Molecule: messenger RNA, 1299 nt
Organism: Anopheles nili
Lineage: Eukaryota; Metazoa; Arthropoda; Insecta; Diptera; Culicidae
Gene: ppk25
Product: sodium channel protein Nach
Exons: 8
Coding region: 1-1299 (432 amino acids)
Biological process (GO): sodium ion transmembrane transport
Cellular component (GO): membrane
Molecular function (GO): ligand-gated sodium channel activity
Source: RefSeq, a predicted model, not a curated record
AUGGAUUUGCUGCACAGUUUUGCCAACGAAUCAUCUAUCCAUGGGCUAGCGCAUUUGGUCCGUCGGCAGCACUGGUUGGAGGGGGUUUUCUGGCUGGCUAUGUUCGGCUUCACGGUCGUGUGUUCGAUCAGCAUCUGCAAUAUGCACUGGGAGCGCUUUCAGGAAAACGCGACGGUGCUUAACGUCGAGACGAAUUAUCUCAGCUGGGUGUUCCGUCCACCGGCGGCUACCAUGUGCUCCGACUACUUCAGUGAGCAGAAGUUGUCUCAGCUACUGCAACGAUACUGGAAGGUGGAUCACAGCAACCACAGCAAGUACGAUUAUUACCGCCGCUAUCUGCUCACGGUAAACCGGGCCCGAUUCGACAACCUGGUUAACUUUAAGCCUUUUGUGGAUGAUGCUACACUCAACACCAUCCCUCUAAUCGACUUAGCCCGUGAAUUAAAGCAUCCACUAACGCCACCGUGGAAGACGUUCGCACCGGUUAUGACCGAGGUCGGCAUCUGUUACUCCUCCUCGGUGUUUUAUGAAUUUCAGGCCCCCUUUGUGGAUCGAACCCUUUCCAACUACACGAAAGCAAGACCGGCGAAUUGUUACACACUAGACGUUUGCCGUACAAUGGUGGCGAUGAGCGACAUCGAUUCCUCUAGAAACGAGGUAUACAUCCAUACCGAGCAGGACGUCAUGACCGGAGACAGCUCAAUCCACUACGUCUUAGGCUCUCACGACAUCGUCAGCUCGCUUCUCUCAGUCGAACAGGUAGUCGCUUCAAAGGCCCUCAAACAGCUGUCCCGUCGCAGACGCAAAUGCCGCCUGCCGAACGAGCGGCUCUUGUACUUCAGCGUGUACACCAUUAAUUUGUGUCGAAUUAGCUGCCGCAUCGAAGCCGCUCUACGCUUGUGCAAUUGCGUUCCCCUUUUCUACAGCUCCGGAAAACCUACCGCAUGUUCACCGGCCGGGUUGUACUGCUUGGGGCAAAACUUCGACCAUUGGUAUCCGACGAAAAACUGCACCUGCCAACCACAGUGCGAGUAUAUUUUCUUUAACCAGGUGUCGUUGAAAAAGAAGGUACUAGAACAAGCCAACAGUAAGCUUGAGGCUCAAAUUAUCUACCCACGGAUGAGAAUAAAGCGUGACGUGCUGUUUGAUAUUAGCAAUUUAAUUGUAUCCCUCGGUGGUGGAGCAGCUUUGUUUCUCGGUUGUAGUUUCAUCAGCAUUGCGGAGGUAGCAUUUUUUUUAUUGGAGUAUAUUAUGAAAAAGGUUUACCGGCAAUACCAUCGGGAGCAAACCGCAAGUUAA